AUGGACGUAUGUGGGUUUGCUGUCUGUCUGCUUGUCAUCUGUGUGCGUUAUAUGGAGCACUUCAACACCACCAUCUCUACUAUACCUCCUAUAUUGCACUUCUACUGGGCUUGUCAUCUGUGUGCGUUAUAUGGAGCACUUCAACACCACCAUCUCUACUAUACCUCCUAUAUUGCACUUCUACUGGCAGCGCCGCAUCUAGGAGAUACGGAUGCCGUCGUCGGCCCCGGUCGGUCUCUGUCCACCGCCAUCGAUGGCAGCUCGAUAUUUUUGGAGCGCUGCCAGGCCAGGACCGUGCCUCAUCUACCCGGCUUCGGUGUUUUUCCGACUCUAUCACUUUCAUCCGUACGGAUCAUUCCGCCCCUCGUCCCUCCUCCCCGAUCUCUAUCCGAUUUCAUCCCGCAGCGUUUUGACGUUUGUCGAGUGGUGUGUUUCUGUCGGUCGGCACGUUCUGCCUUCAUUCGUCAGUGUGUUGCAUUGAUCGAUGACUUGAUUCAUUCAGUCAUCAAUGCUGUAUAUUCGACAACCAGUUACAAUAGUGAGCUUCCUGAUCACAUUGAGUUUCUGCGUUUGCAUUACUGA
This is a messenger RNA of Angiostrongylus costaricensis, 582 nucleotides long. Lineage: Eukaryota; Metazoa; Nematoda; Chromadorea; Rhabditida; Metastrongylidae. The record is from the annotation of a GenBank genome assembly.